AAUGCAACAUUAACAGAUAUAAGUCCCAAGUUCGGACCUAUGGUUGGUGGAACGCAACUUACAGUAUAUGGAGAAAAUCUUGGAAUAGGAAAUCGACAUGUUAAAUUUGUUUUAGGUACCAAUGAUUGUCUUGAUGCAAAAGUGAUGCCAGACAUCAGCCUUGAUUCUAUAAGCAAUGCAAGUUUCACUAUUCAGUGCAGAAUUAACAUUGAUCUGAACAAUACAGAAAGAGGCAAUGUUACUUCAGCACAUAUUUCUAUAGAUGGAAAUGCAGUUUUAACUAAUGUGCCAGUGAAGUUUACAUUCCUGCCUAAUCCAGAAAUAGAACAAAUUUCACCAAAGAAAGGAACUGUGAGUGGUGGAACUGGAAUUACAAUUACUGGAAAAAACAUGAACAAUGCUCAUGUUGCAAAAGUAGAAGGAAAUUUUCAAGGUGAAAAAUUGAAGUCAACAUGUGAAAUUCAGUCUCCAACAAAGACUAUUUGUUAGAGCGCCCAAAGCUACAAAGGCUGUGCAAGAUAUGGUUGAAGAGCUGAUAAAAUCCCCCAGGACAAAACGAUCUGACUGUAGUACAUGCAUAGAUAUUACAGUGUACCUUGAUGGCUUUGGAGCAAAUUUCACCUUAACAUACUAUCGAGAUCCAUCCAUACACCCGUUUGAAGAGAAAGAUAAGGUGCAUUUAUUUAGCGACGAAAAUAAAAAACUCACUAUACGUGU
Messenger RNA from Mercenaria mercenaria, 717 nucleotides. Its product is annotated as hepatocyte growth factor receptor-like. Gene Ontology annotation, cellular component: semaphorin receptor complex. Gene Ontology annotation, molecular function: semaphorin receptor activity. Lineage: Eukaryota; Metazoa; Mollusca; Bivalvia; Venerida; Veneridae. The record is from RefSeq and is a predicted model, not a curated record. The annotation marks the transcript as partial. The transcript has 4 exons. Gene Ontology annotation, biological process: regulation of cell migration; negative regulation of cell adhesion; positive regulation of axonogenesis.